Molecule: messenger RNA, 2073 nt
Organism: Glycine soja
Lineage: Eukaryota; Viridiplantae; Streptophyta; Magnoliopsida; Fabales; Fabaceae
Product: protein terminal ear1-like
Exons: 5
Coding region: 84-1703 (539 amino acids)
Molecular function (GO): RNA binding
Source: RefSeq, a predicted model, not a curated record
UUAGGUGGGAAAGUACUUUUUGAGUAAGUUUUUGGGUUAGGAAAGUAGAGAAUGAGGAAAAGAGGCGAGUGAGUGAGAUUUGAAUGGGAGAAACCGGGAUCAUUGUCAGCUUCCAGGGUAACUUAGACCCGAGAGCAGAGGAGUUCAGACCCCUCAAUCUUCAAUGCCAAUGGUAUCCUCUUCCUCUUCCCACACCCCUCUCCACCUCCUCCACCCGCUCCCUCCUCCUCACUCCGCUCCCAUUCGCCUCCCACUCCGCCCUCCGCGCAGAACUCCAGGCCUUCGGCGACAUCAGAGCCCUCCAAACCGACUCCCUCCGCCACGGCAUCCUCACCGUCCACUUCUUCGACCUCCGCCAUGCAGAGUCCGCCUUCGCCGCCAUCCGCUCCAUGCACCUCCAUUUCCCUCAAUUCCUCCUCUCGGCCCACCCCAUCUCCGCCCACUACGUCCUCCCUUCCUCCAACGCCUUCCCCGACGCCCACAACCAAGGCACCCUCGUCAUCUUCAACCUCCACCCCAACCUCUCCACCGUCCAACUCCGUCGUCUCUUCCAACCUUUCGGUCCCAUAAAGGAAUUGAGAGAUACCCCAUGGAAAAAGAAUCAGAGAUUUGUGGAGUUCUUCGACAUAAGAGACGCCGCCAAGGCCUUGAAGCACAUGAACGGCAAGGAAAUUCACGGCAAACAGGUUGUGAUUGAGUUCAGUAGACCCGGUGGUCACACCCGCAAGUUCUUCCAUCAUUCUCCUCCUUCCGAAACCACACCUUUCAACGUUCCUCCGCCACCACCACCGUUUCCUCCUUCCCCGCGACGUCGUUUUGCUGCUCCUCGCUUGCAUUCCUCUCAAAAGAAAUCACCGGGAAGCCACAAGAGUACGGGAUCUAUUGAUGCGGAAAUGGGAUCAAUGAGUUUGACCGGAGAAGUUGAAGUUCAGCAUUCUUCACAUGGCCCCACACGGAGGAAUCUUAGCAGAAAGCACAAUUGCGAUACCACUGUAGUAGUAGGAACCACCACCAAGCAGCAGCAGCAGCAACAACAACAACAACAAGUACCUAGAAGUAGGCACUGGAAGGGAAAACAAGCGAAGAAACAAGAAACUAGGUUUCUAAUCAAAGAGGGUGCCAUUGUAGAAUCUGGUCCCAAAGAUACUAGAACUACUGUCAUGAUCAAAAACAUUCCCAACAAGUAUAGUCAGAAGUUGCUAUUAAACAUGCUGGAUAACCACUGCAGACACUGCAACGAGCAGAUUGCAGACGGCGAUGAGCAGCAGCCUCUAUCCUCCUACGACUUCGUGUACCUUCCCAUUGAUUUCAACAACAAGUGCAACGUGGGAUAUGGUUUUGUGAACAUGACUUCCACGGAGGCAACACUCAGGCUCCACAAGGCCUUCCAUCUUCAACAUUGGGAGGUUUUCAAUUCAAGAAAAAUCUGCGAAGUCACCUAUGCUAGAGUUCAGGGAUUGGAAGCAUUGAAAGAGCACUUCAAGAACUCAAAGUUCCCAUGCGAGAUGGAGCAUUACUUACCAGUGGUGUUUUCGCCGCCUCGAGAUGGGAAAGAACUGACGGAGCCACUUCCAAUAGUGGGGAACAAGCAACAACAACAAGCCAUAUCAAGUGGCGGCGGCGGCAGCGGCAGCGUAGGUGAUGAUGAUGAGACAAAUGAAGAAGUGGGUAGUAGUGUUGUGAUUCUGAAAGACAGCAUUUAAGGUGGUUGAGCAACGAGCCACACCUGUGUUCGUCUUCGUGCCUUAACCAGCCAACCAACCUACCUACAACUACAGCAACCAUUUCUCUAUCUCUCAACUGAACCUGUUGCUGCUCACUGCUCACCUUUCCUCCAAUAUCUCUUCACUUUUUUUUUUUUUAUAAAUAUUUUCGUUUCCUGCUUUUGUCUAGUGAAAUUGAAUUUGUCGCUUUUUUUCUUUUUUCUUUUCAAUCACUUGUUUGUAGACUUGUAGUUGUAGGUUCUGCUGCUUCAGAUGUACUGUAGUAGUAUUUAGUUUGCCUAUUUAAUUUUCAAGAAUUUCGAUGUAUCAUUUUUUUUAUAGAUAGAAAACUUUAAAGAGAACAUAGAAA